Molecule: messenger RNA, 786 nt
Organism: Aspergillus viridinutans
Lineage: Eukaryota; Fungi; Ascomycota; Eurotiomycetes; Eurotiales; Aspergillaceae
Exons: 1
Coding region: 1-786 (261 amino acids)
Source: RefSeq, a predicted model, not a curated record
AUGCAGCCAGCGCAAGAGAACCACGAGAACGACGAUCAGCCAGGCACGCCGCCCCGCCCGCCUUAUUCCCCAAUGACUCCAGUUCUGUCGCAUCUCGCCCCGGCGAACGACUCCGCCAUGACAAACGGAGCCUCCCAUCCCUUCGCACCCCCAGCUACAUCGCCCUCACCUACUACUCCGGCUCCUCCCUAUGCAUCACUCUCCAACUUCCCAGGCACACAGGGCCAGGUGGUCUUUGGUCAAGAGCCCGCGCCCGUGCCGAUUUCGGAAAGUGAGAACCCCGAUGCGAUCGCAUUGCGGUCCGCCAUUUCUAUCCUGCAACUACAGAAACAGCAGAGUAUACGAGAUAUACAGACAUUGGAGAAGUUGAAGAAAGUCGCUGCUGCAGAUCCGGAAGGGUUUGCGCGCGAAUUGGCCGCGGGGAAUCUCACGUCAGCGAAAGAUCAGGGGGCUUACAUCAAUUUCACACAUAAAGACGACAAACCGGUCAGCGACGCGGCAGGGGAAUCAACAAAGCAGGCGUUGGCCGACAUAGGACCGAUCCCAACGCCCCAAAACGUGGUCCGAAUGCCACCGGUCAACUGGGCCAAGUAUCAAGUCGUAGGUGAACCAUUGGAUCGCAUGCAUGAAGACCAAUUGCGGCGUCCGUCUCCUGGCGAGCCGAGACGUCCAGAAACCUCGCAACGGGCGCCUGAGCAUGUCGUAGCCUCACCCUAUCGGCCGUUGGUAGAUAAAUUGGAUAGUCCAACACAAGUUAAAGGGACCAGAAAGAACAAGAAAAUCUGA